GCAUGUAUAAAUAUAUGUGCACUGAAUACAUUCCACAUGAACAAUUUCUUCUACCGAAUCCUAGAAGUCGGACUGAAGAAGUUCAGAAGGGUUAAUUUCCUUUGCACUAUCAACAUCAUUCACACACCAUGCGUGAGUGUAUCUCUGUCCACGUGGGUCAGGCUGGUGUCCAGAUUGGCAAUGCCUGUUGGGAACUUUACUGCUUAGAACACGGCAUCCAGCCAGAUGGGCAGAUGCCAAGUGAUAAGACCAUCGGAGGGGGGGAUGACUCAUUCAACACCUUCUUCAGCGAAACUGGAGCAGGCAAGCAUGUACCAAGAGCAGUCUUUGUUGAUCUGGAGCCAACAGUCAUAGAUGAAGUUCGCACUGGUACAUACCGACAGUUAUUCCAUCCUGAGCAGCUCAUCACAGGCAAGGAAGAUGCUGCUAACAAUUACGCCCGAGGUCACUACACAAUCGGAAAGGAGAUCAUUGACUUGGUACUGGACAGGAUCCGUAAGCUGGCAGAUCAGUGCACAGGUCUUCAAGGUUUCCUCAUCUUCCAUAGUUUUGGUGGAGGAACUGGUUCUGGCUUUACCUCCUUGCUAAUGGAGCGCCUGUCUGUCGACUAUGGCAAGAAGUCCAAACUGGAGUUUUCCAUCUAUCCUGCUCCUCAAAUAUCCACAGCUGUAGUUGAACCUUACAACUCAAUUCUAACCACCCACACAACCCUGGAACAUUCAGACUGUGCCUUUAUGGUGGAUAAUGAAGCUAUCUAUGACAUUUGCCGCAGGAAUCUAGACAUUGAGCGCCCAACCUACACAAACUUGAACAGGCUGAUUGGACAGAUUGUGUCUUCCAUUACAGCCUCUCUCCGGUUUGAUGGUGCCCUUAAUGUUGACUUGACUGAGUUCCAGACCAACUUGGUGCCAUACCCCCGCAUCCACUUCCCACUGGCAACCUAUGCACCUGUUAUCUCUGCUGAGAAAGCUUACCAUGAGCAGCUGUCUGUGGCUGAAAUAACAAAUGCUUGCUUUGAGCCUGCCAACCAGAUGGUAAAAUGUGACCCACGCCAUGGCAAAUACAUGGCCUGUUGCCUCUUAUACCGUGGGGAUGUGGUCCCCAAAGAUGUUAAUGCUGCAAUUGCCACAAUUAAGACCAAGCGUACCAUCCAGUUUGUAGACUGGUGUCCCACAGGUUUCAAGGUUGGUAUCAACUAUCAGCCUCCUACUGUAGUCCCAGGUGGGGACCUGGCCAAGGUACAGCGUGCAGUGUGCAUGUUGAGCAACACCACUGCCAUUGCAGAGGCCUGGGCCCGCUUAGACCAUAAAUUUGAUUUGAUGUAUGCCAAACGAGCCUUUGUCCACUGGUAUGUUGGUGAAGGUAUGGAGGAAGGAGAGUUUUCAGAGGCUCGUGAAGACAUGGCUGCUCUGGAGAAGGACUAUGAAGAAGUGGGUACUGACAGUGUGGAGGGGGAGGGUGAAGAAGAAGGAGAGGAAUAUUAAAGCCGUGAAAUAGCAUGUCUUCUAAGAUAUGGAUACAACAUGAAUAUUUUUAAAAAAUAUCUUUAAGAUACAAUAAAAUAAGUACUAUCAAA
Molecule: messenger RNA, 1576 nt
Organism: Protopterus annectens (West African lungfish)
Lineage: Eukaryota; Metazoa; Chordata; Ceratodontiformes; Protopteridae
Product: tubulin alpha-1A chain-like
Exons: 4
Coding region: 129-1484 (451 amino acids)
Biological process (GO): microtubule cytoskeleton organization; mitotic cell cycle
Cellular component (GO): cytoplasm; microtubule
Molecular function (GO): structural constituent of cytoskeleton; GTP binding
Source: RefSeq, a predicted model, not a curated record